Molecule: messenger RNA, 4119 nt
Organism: Trichoplax adhaerens
Lineage: Eukaryota; Metazoa; Placozoa; Uniplacotomia; Trichoplacea; Trichoplacidae
Exons: 3
Coding region: 1-4119 (1372 amino acids)
Cellular component (GO): kinesin complex
Molecular function (GO): protein binding
Source: RefSeq, a predicted model, not a curated record
AUGCUAACAUUAAGACCCUCAGUUAGAUGGAGAGCUACUAGUUGCAUCGCAAUUGAGACAGAGUUGCUAUGCCAUAUAAAUACUUCUAUUCAUUUUGGUUACAAAAUUGUACUGGUUUUAUUACAUAAGGAACAAUGUCCUACUCAUGAUAUUGCCCCUCAAUUUACAGCUAUUCUGAUUUUAAGUAUGGAAUAUCGAUCUGGCAAGUCUGCUUUCCUUCAGGCAAUAAAAUCACUUUAUGCAAAGGCCAUAGAAAAUCAUCAGGCUGGCAAUCUUAACGAAGCAAUAUCUUGUUAUACACGAAUCUUGGAUAAAAUUCAAGUUAUGUUUGUAAGAAUUGCUGAUUUAGAUCGACUUGAAUGUGAUAUCUGUCUUCGCGUGAGUAGCAUAUAUAUGAAACAAAGUGAAUGGACGAAAGCCGAGGAAAUAAUUAUACAAGCACGAAAAGUAGCUGAGAAGCUGAAAGAAGAAAGAAUGAUUAUUCGAUGUUUAGAGAGACAUGGUGACAUAAAGCAAGUCAAAGAAGAUUGGAAUGGAGCAUUGGCUGACUAUAUAAAAUCACUUGAUAAGAAAUUAAGUUACGUUAGCAAAGGAGAUUUAGGUGUCAAUCAUUCUUACCUAAAGAUAGCAACGAUCUACUAUACUCAAUGUAGAUACGAUGAGGCUAUCUCCAUGUAUGAGAAAUCACUCCAAAUGCAAUUAUCAGUCCUUGGUCAUGAUCAUCCCGACAUUGCUGCCUUAUAUAACAACAUGGGUGCUGUAUAUAUUAAUCAGGGCAAGCACGAAAAGGCAAUUUCUGUGUUUGAAAAGUCACUUAAAAUUCAAUUGUUAGUCCUUGGUCAUGAUCAUCCCGACAUUGCUGCCUUAUAUAACAACAUGGGUGCUGUAUAUAUUAAUCAGGGCAAGCACGAAAAGGCUAUUUCUGUGUUUGAAAAGUCACUUAAAAUUCAAUUGCUAGUCCUUGGCCACAACCAUUCUGAUGUUGCCAAAUCUUAUAACAACAUUGGUCUUGUCUAUAAGCAACAGGCCAAAUAUGAACAGGCUAUAUCGAUGUAUGAGAACUCACUCAAAAUUCAAUUAUCCGUCCUCGGUCACGACCAUCAAGAUGUUGCCACGUCAUAUAAUAACUUGGGAAAUGUGUAUUAUCAUCAAGGCAAGCAUGAACUGGCUAUUUCCAUGUAUAAGAAAUCACUCAAUAUUCAAUUGUCACUGCUAGAUCACAAUCAUCCCGAUAUUGCCAAAUCAUAUAAUAACCUAGGAAACAUAAAUUUUGAACAGGGAAACCAUGAAGAGGCUAUUUCUAUGUAUAACAAGUCACUCAAAAUUCGAUUAUUAAUUUUGAAUAAUAAUCAUCCUGAUGUUGCUCAAUCCUAUAACAAUCUAGGAAGUGUGUAUUCAAAUCAGAGCAAGUAUGAAGAAGCUAUUUUAAUGUUUAAGAAAUCACUUAAAAUUCAAUUGUCAAUUUUAGGCCACGAUCAUCUUAAUGUUGCCCAACUAUAUAGCAACUUAGGAUCUGUAUAUAGAAAACAGGGCAAGUAUGAAGAAUCUAUUUCCAUAUAUAAUAAGUCCCUUGAAAUUAAAUUAUCGGCCUUUGGUCACAAUCAUCCCGAUGUUGCUUCAUCUUAUAGUAAACUGGGAAAUGUGUAUGCGGAUCAGGGCAAAUAUGAUGAGGCUAUUUCUUUGUAUGAAAAAUCACUCCAAAUUCAAAUAUCAGCUCUUGAUCAUAAGCAUCCUGAUAUUGCUGUAUCUUAUAAUAAUAUGGGAGCGGUGUAUAUUGAUCAGUGCAAGCGUGAGGAAGCUAUUCGUAUGUAUAAGAAGUCAUUAGAAAUUCAAUUAUCAAUCCUUGGCCAUAAUCACCCCGACGUUGCUAAGUUAUAUAGCAACAUUGGUCUUGCGUAUAUGCAUCAAGGAAAGCAUAACGAGGCUAUCGCAAUGUAUGAGAAGUCACUUAAAAUUCGAAUGUCUGUCCUUGAUUGCAAUCAUCCCGAUGUUGCCCAAUCCUACGAUAAUAUGGGAGACGUAUAUUCUAAUCAAAACAAAUAUGAAGAGGCUAUUUCCUUGUAUAACAAGUCUCUCGACAUUAAAUUAUCAGUCCUUGAUCACAGUCAUCCCGAUAUCGCUAUAUCAUAUAGCAAUAUAGCUAAUAUAUACUACAAUCAAAGUAAACAUGAAGAAGCUAUUCGUAUGUAUGAGAAAUCACUUAAAAUUCAGUUGUCAGCUGUUGGUUACGAUCAUCCCGACGUUGCUAAAUUAUAUAACAAUAUGGGAGCUAUCUAUAAUGAUCAAAGCAAGCAUGAAGAGGCGAUUGCUAUGUUUAAGAAAUCACUCAAAACUCAAUUAUCGGCUCUUGGUCACGAGCAUUCCGAUGUUGCUACGUCAUAUAAUAAUCUAGGAAAUGUGUAUGCUGAUCAAGGCAGAUAUGGAGAUGCAAUUUCCAUGUAUGAGAAGUCACUCAAAAUUCAAUUAUCGAUCCUUGAUUUGGAUCAUCCUGAUAUUGCCACAUCAUAUAACAAUCUUGGAAAUGCAUAUGCUGAUCAGGCUAAGUAUAGAGAGGCUAUUCGUAUGUAUGAAAAGGGAAUCAAAAUUCAAUUAUCAAUCUUUGGCGAAAAGCAUUCCAAUGUUGCCAAAUCAUAUAACAACAUGGGAGCUGCGUAUAGUAAUCAGGGCAAGUAUGAUGAGGCUAUUUUUAUGUAUGAGAAAUCACUUAAAAUUAAACUCUCAAUCCUUGGUCACAACCAUCCCGAUGUUGCGAAGUCAUAUAACAAUAUGGGAGCUGUGUAUAAUAAGCAAGGCAAGCAUAAAGAGGCUACUUCUAUGUAUGAGAAAUCACUCGAAGUUCAAUUAUCAAUCCUUGAUCACAAUCAUCCCGAUAUUGCUGCAUCAUAUUACAAUAUGGGAGCUGCUUAUUUCGAUCAGAGCAAGCAUGAAGAGGCUAUUCAAAUGUAUAAGAAAUCACUUAAAAUCGAAUUGUCGGUUCUUGAUGACGAUCAUCCCGAUCUUGCUAAAUCAUUUCACAGUCUAGGAAGUAUAUGCCAUAAUCGAGGCAAGUAUGAGGAAGCUAUAUCGAUGUUUAAAAAGGCUCUUAAAAUUCAACUAUCGAUCUUCAAUCACAAUCAUCCUGAUGUGGCUUCGAUAUAUAACAAUAUGGGAGUUGCGUAUAAUUGCCAGGAAAAACACGAUGAGGCUAUUUCUAUGUUUAAAAAAACUCUCAAAAUUCAAUUAUCAGCACUUGAUCACAAUCAUCCUGAUGUCGCUAGCUCAUAUAGCAAUCUAGGAAACGUAUAUUUCGAUCAAGGCAAGCUUGAAGAAGCUACUGCUAUGUAUAAUAAAUCACUAAAAAUUCAAUUGUCAGUUCUUGAUCACAAUCAUCCCAAUGUUGCUCAAUCAUACUAUAAUCUAGGAAAUAUAUAUAAUAAUCAAGGAAAGCAAGAUCAGGCUAUUUCUAUGUAUCAGAAGUCCCUCAACAUUCGAUUAUCAGUCCCUAGUCUCAACCAAGCAGAUGUUGCUCAGACAUAUAAUGGCAUAGGAGCUGCAUAUAAUAAUCUAGGCAAGCAUGAAGAGGCAAUUUCCAUGUACAAAAAAUCGCUCAAAAUUCAAUUAUCAGUCCUUGGUGAUAGUCAUCCUGAUGUCGCUACUUCAUAUAGUAAUAUAGGAGCUGUCUAUUUUCAUCAGGAAAAACUUGAACAAGCUAUUUCUAUCUACGAUAAGGCGCUCAAAAUUCGAUUAUCAGUUCUUGGUCAAAAUCAUCCUCGUACUGCUAAAUCUUAUAACGAUAUAGGAGCAGUGUAUUUCGCUCAAAGAAAACAUGAUGAGUCUAUUGCUAUGUACGAGAAAUCACUAAAAAUUCAGCUUUUAGUCCUUGAUCAUAGUCAUCCGGACGUUGGCAUAUCUUAUAGUAACCUCGGCGCUGUUUACUUUGAACAAAACAAGCAUGAAGAGGCUAUUCGAAUGUACGAGAAAUCGCUUAAAAUUCAAUUAUGUACUUUUGAUGACAAUCAUCCUCAGAUUCUGAUGCUCUAUUAUAAGAUGGGAAAGGUGUAUGAAAAGCAGAAUAAGCAAGAACAAGCUCAAUCUAUGUAUCAAAAAUCAUCUAAAAUGCUCUUAUCGUCAUCAUCUUGA